AUGCUUCGAACCGUCACGGGACGCGCUGCCGCCUCGGGCCUUGUGAAGUCAGCUCUGCCUCGGGUCUCCCAAGCAGCUGCGUCCACAUGCUCGUUUGCCCCGCAACUGCGACUUCAGAACAAGACUCGGGUUGCUGGUCUUCAACUCUCCAGAGCUAUUCACAGCACUUCGGCCAGAAUGUCUCAGACACGAACAGAGAGCGAUGCCUUUGGCGAGAUCCAGGUCCCCGCCGACCGAUACUGGGGAGCCCAGACGGAGCGGUCUCUCGAGAACUUUCGCAUCAACCAGCCCCAGGAUCGCAUGCCUCCACCCAUCGUCAAGGCAUUUGGUAUCCUGAAGGGUGCUGCCGCCACUGUCAACAUGCGAUAUGGCCUUGACCCCAAGAUUGGUGCUGCUAUUCAACAGGCCGCCAAGGAGGUUGCUGAUGGCAAACUCCUCGACCACUUCCCUCUUGUCGUUUGGCAGACGGGCUCCGGCACUCAGUCCAACAUGAACGCAAACGAGGUCAUUUCCAACCGAGCCAUCGAGAUCCUCGGCGGAACUAUGGGUAGCAAGAAGCCUGUCCACCCCAACGAUCACGUUAACCGUAGUGCCUCUUCCAACGACACCUUCCCUACUGUUAUGCACAUCGCUGCCGUCCUUGAUAUUGAGGGCGAGCUUUUGCCUGCCCUCCAUAGCCUCCGUGCUGCCCUGCAGAAGAAGGUCGAUGAGUUUGAGGCUAAGAAGAUUAUCAAGAUCGGACGUACUCAUCUCCAGGACGCUACACCUCUGACUCUCGCCCAAGAGUUCUCUGGCUACGUUGCUCAACUCGACUUUGGCAUCAAGCGUGUAGAGAGCUCUCUCCCUGAUUUGCGUCUGCUCGCCCAGGGCGGCACUGCCGUUGGCACCGGCAUCAAUACUUUCCAGGGUUUCGCUGAGGCUAUUGCUGAGGAGGUCACCAACAUGACUGGCACCGAGUUCAAGACUGCCCCUAACAAGUUUGAGGCCCUGGCUGCCCAUGACGCUAUUGUCCAAGCCCACGGCUCUCUUAACACCCUUGCUGCCUCUCUUACCAAGAUCGCUCAGGAUAUUCGAUACCUCGGCAGUGGCCCUCGCUGUGGCCUUGGUGAGCUUAACCUCCCCGAAAACGAGCCUGGCAGCAGCAUCAUGCCUGGAAAGGUUAACCCCACGCAAUGUGAAGCUUUAACCAUGGUCUGUGCCCAGGUUAUGGGCAAUCACGUUGCGACCACUAUUGGUGGUAUGAAUGGCCAGUUCGAGCUUAAUGUUUACAAACCUCUGGUCAUCCGCAACCUCCUGCACAGCUCGCGCCUUCUAACAGAUGGCAUGCGCUCUUUCGAGAAGAACCUCGUUGCUGGUCUCGCAGCCAAUGAGGAGAAGAUUGCCAGCAUCAUGAAGGAGUCACUCAUGCUUGUCACUUGCCUCAACCCCAAGAUCGGUUACGAUAUGGCCAGCAAGGUCGCCAAGAAUGCUCACAAGAAGGGUCUGACCCUCAAGCAGAGUGCUCUCGAGCUCCAGGCUCUGACUGAGGAGGAGUUUGAUACUCUUGUUAAGCCCGAGCUUAUGGUUGGCCCCAGCCCCUACAAGGGAUGA
Messenger RNA from Fusarium fujikuroi IMI 58289, 1590 nucleotides. Its product is annotated as probable FUM1-fumarate hydratase. Gene Ontology annotation, biological process: fumarate metabolic process; tricarboxylic acid cycle; malate metabolic process. NCBI's taxonomy places the organism in Eukaryota, Fungi, Ascomycota, Sordariomycetes, Hypocreales, Nectriaceae. Gene Ontology annotation, cellular component: tricarboxylic acid cycle heteromeric enzyme complex; mitochondrion. The record is from RefSeq and is a predicted model, not a curated record. Bases 1 to 1590 code for a protein of 529 amino acids. The transcript is spliced from 3 exons. Gene Ontology annotation, molecular function: fumarate hydratase activity.